UCUUAUGAGGCAUCCUGUAGUUUAACAAAUAGUCUAUUUAAGUGCGGCGUUGUUCAGUUUUUCAGUGUGGGACAGUAUGAACCAUCAUUGGCUGUAGUCUGACCAGCAGCAGCCCCACACAGACUGCGGCGCAGCGUGGCGCGUUCACUUCCGGGCGGGGCAGGGGCUGUCAGUAAACGCCCACUCCUACACAAAGACCAGGAUACAAAACAAAGCCCGGAAGCCUGGUAUUUACCAAAAUUAAUUACUUCUGCUGUAACUAAGUCAGAGACUGUUUUUGUUUUUGGUCUGUGCGCGUUCACGACGCCUGUUCACUUUGCCAUGAGCAAACGGCACCUCUGGUUGAUGUUGUGACCCUGCUGCCCAGAGAGCUCUAAUUUUCUGUGUGGCAACUCACACUUUGUCUCCUGCAAAGUGAGAAAUACAUUGUGCAGACAGAGUCGUCACAAUGGAUGGGAGUUUACGCAAAGACAAUCGGGUCAGCGGUUUCUCCGUAGCGGAGGGGCUACCGCCGCUGCCUAAAAGCUUGAGCGGCAUCCUGAACUCCAGCGGUGGGUCGUGGCGGGACAUGGAGAAAGUGCACAGCAAAAGAGCACGCAUCCAGGCUGAAAUCAGCAGCAGAGGUGGGAGAGACAUCACAGCUAAACCUGGCGGAUUGGACGCCGCUUUGGCCCUGCUAAGGAAAGAGAUGGUGGGUCUGCGUCAGCUCGAUAUGUCUCUGCUCUGCCAGCUGUGGUCUCUCCACGAGGCCAUCCAAGAAUGCAAGGGCGAAGCCACGUUUACUGCUGAUAAUGGAUACUCUGAGGAGGAAGAAGACGAAGAGGAGGAUGAACUGGAGGAGAAUGGGUCAAAAGUUCUCUCACAGCCUUCUGCCAAAGACUCUUAAUAUUGACUUACAAAGAUAUACAUAUGCACCACAUACCACAAACACACUGUGAUUUUUUUUAAAUCUCUUUUUAUACAGUUUUUAAUACUAUGCAUCUCAUGUGAUAACAUGUCCAGUAUACUGACCUAUACACAUGCUUUUCUUUUACUUUUUUAGUGCAUCCAUCUGACACCUUUUUAAAUCCAUAAUGACUUUGGCAUUCCUCUAAAUUUCUUUGUAACUUUACAGCCCCACCUAUGUGGCCUUCGCCUUCUUUUUACAAGUCCUUGCUAAACUGUACCAGGUGUGAAUCUAGCUUUAGACCAGGUGAGUUUCAUCUGCGUUCAAGGUUGUAAAAGUCUGUUUUCUCCAUCCUGCCAUGACUGGAGAGUAAUUUAAAGCUCCAGGGUUUACGCUCUACAUGGGAUGAUGGUGUAUGGUGAAAAUUAGAUUGCUUUUUAAAUUUAUUCUUGCAAUUUUUUUUACUGUGUGCAAAUAAAAUUCCACUAAGUCAGUGGCUUUGUUUUAUAAAACCGGUACAAGGCAUCAUCUGUUGGAUGAAAUAGCUCAAAUUAAUAAGUCUUUUGGGAAAAAAAACACAGAAGGCAAGAUCAGAUAUUACUGGUACUCUGUACUGUGUCAAGUAUGUGAUACAACAUGCUGGCUUUUGCUUUUGAAAAUGAGCUCUAGGGCAGAUUUAUAGCAAUCAACACUAUAAUGAAUGUGUGGUUUUGACUUUUUUUUUUUGUCUCCUUGCAUAUCGUUUUCACAUCAAAAUAACACCAUGUUUGUAUCUGUAAUCUUCAUUUUAUUAUUUUUUAGCCUGUCCACACAUUUUCUGCACACUGCAGGUUAGAGGGCAUCUUACUUUGAAUGAGAGCUUUGUGAUUAUUUUUUUACAUGUCUAUGAAACAAAAAAAUAAAUAAACAAAAAUAUUUGUGUGA
This is a messenger RNA of Melanotaenia boesemani (Boeseman's rainbowfish), 1810 nucleotides long. RefSeq names its product family with sequence similarity 89 member B (gene fam89b). NCBI's taxonomy places the organism in Eukaryota, Metazoa, Chordata, Actinopteri, Atheriniformes, Melanotaeniidae. The record is from RefSeq and is a predicted model, not a curated record. The transcript is spliced from 2 exons. The coding region runs from base 449 to 886 and encodes 145 amino acids.